Messenger RNA from Penicillium hordei, 3801 nucleotides. RefSeq names its product NACHT and WD40 repeat domain-containing protein. Gene Ontology annotation, molecular function: protein binding. The record is from RefSeq and is a predicted model, not a curated record. The transcript is spliced from 3 exons. Gene Ontology annotation, cellular component: transcription repressor complex; nucleus. Gene Ontology annotation, biological process: negative regulation of transcription by RNA polymerase II. NCBI's taxonomy places the organism in Eukaryota, Fungi, Ascomycota, Eurotiomycetes, Eurotiales, Aspergillaceae. The coding region runs from base 1 to 3801 and encodes 1266 amino acids.
AUGGCAUACACGACAUCAUAUGACGGGUCAAACUCUGGGUUCCAAGUUGGACAGAACCUUGGUCAUAUCACUAAUCAGUUCUUACAAUCGGAAGCAUUGAAUCAAGCGUGCCUGCGGGAUCUGCGGACGACUGAUCCUCACCAUGACAAAGACCGUAUUCAGAACACCAACGGAGGGCUGCUCAAAGAUUCAUACUGCUGGGUUCUCGACAACGAGGGGUUUCAACAAUGGCGAGACAACCAGAGCAACUGUCUCCUCUGGAUCAGAGGUGAUCCGGGCAAAGGCAAGACAAUGCUGCUGUGCGGUAUCAUCGAUGAAUUAACACGAACAUUUGGGGACACUGCGAAUGUCUCGUUCUUUUUUUGCCAAGCUACAGACGUACGAAUCAAUAAUGCCACGGCUGUUCUCCGUGGCUUGAUAUAUUCGCUUGUCGAGAAGCAGCUAUCUCUUCUCUCCCAUGUACAAAGACAGUAUGAUAAAGCGGGAAAAGCAUUGUUCGAGGACAUAAACGCAUGGAAUGCCCUCUCGAGGAUCUUCACGGAUAUCCUGAAAGACUCGGCCCUACAAAGCACCUAUUUGAUUAUCGAUGCGCUAGAUGAGUGCACAUCAGGGCUACCUUCACUUCUCGACUUGAUUACUCGGAUACCGUCUGCUUACCCACAGAUAAAGUGGAUUGUCUCAAGCCGCAACUGGCCUGAUAUCGAAGAGCGUCUUGACACUACCCAGACCGCUCCAAUAUCAUUAGAGCUAAAUGAGGCGUCUAUAUCUGAAGCUGUGUGCAAAUUCAUUGAACACAAGGUUCACUAUCUAGCGAAAGUUAAGAAGUAUAGCGAUGAAACUCGUGAUACGAUCUGCCGUCACUUGUUAUCCAACUCGCAAGGCACAUUCCUUUGGGUAGCCUUGGUCUGUCAAGAUCUUGAUAGAACAUCGCGGAGGCACGCUCUUAAGAAGCUGGAGGCGUUUCCUCCUGGACUGGAUGCCUUGUACAAUCGGAUGAUCGAUCAGGUUCGUAACUCGGAAGAUGCCGAGCCCUGCAAGCGAAUACUGGCUGCCAUGUCCAUAGUGUAUCGGCCUAUCGCGUUUGACGAACUGGCCUCUCUUGUUGAACUACCUGAUGAUCUCUCUGGUGACUCUGAAGCCCUACCAGAGAUUAUCGCGAUUUGUGGCUCGUUUCUAACUGUGCGCGAAGACACUAUCAUUUUCGUCCAUCAGUCUGCAAAGGAAUUUCUGCUUAGAGAAACGCAAAAUGAGGUUUUUACUGGAGGUAUAGAAACUGAGCACCACAAAAUUUUCUCUCGCUCUCUACUAGCCAUGUUCAAGACACUUCGACGCGAUAUCUUUCAACUUAAGUUUCCUGGAUUCCCGAUUGAGAAAGUUAUACCACCCAGUCCGAACCCAUUAACAGCUGCAAAAUAUGCGUGUGUCUAUUGGGUUGACCAUCUUCAUCAUAGCGGAUGCCAUGAAAAAGAUGAUCUUACCGUUGGUGAUAGAAAACGUAUAGGUGAUUUUCUAGAAAAGAAAUACCUUCACUGGCUUGAAGCCCUGAGCAUUCUAGGAAGCGUAUCGCAAGGCAUAGCAGCUAUGCUAAAGCUCGAUGACUUACUUCAGGGAAAAAGCGAACCACCUGCCCUUUUAUAUCGGGUUCAAGACGCCUCUCGGUUCAUUCGAUACCACAGGCUAGCAAUUGAAAGUAGCCCCCUUCAAGUAUACAGUUCACCUCUGAUCUUUAGCCCCAUGUUGAGCCUCACGAGAAGAUGUUAUCAAAAGGAGAGACCCGAUUGGGUUUUGAAUGAGCCACUGGUGGACAAAGAUUGGAGUCCAUGUCUUCAAACCCUCGAGGGGCAUAGCAGUUCGGUCAACUCGAUUGCCUGGUCGCAGGAUAGAAGCCGACUCGCAUCAGGGUCAAAGGAUAACACCGUCAGGAUCUGGGAUCCAGCCACCGGCCAGUGCGUAUCAACCCUUGAGGGGCAUAGCGGUUCAGUCAACUCGAUUGCCUGGUCGCAAGAUGAAAGCCGACUCGCAUCAGCGUCGGAUGAUAAGACCGUCAGGAUCUGGGAUCCGGCUACCGGGCAGUGCGCGUCAACCCUCGAGGGGCAUAGCCAUUGGGUCAAUUCGAUUGCCUGGUCGCAAGAUGGAAGCCGACUUGCAUCAGCGUCCUUUACUAACGCCGUCAGGAUCUGGGAUCCGGCCACCGGCCAGUGCGCGUCAACCCUCGAGGGGUAUAGCCAUUUAGUCAACUCGAUUGCCUGGUCGCAAGAUAGAAUCCGACUCGCAUCAGCGUCCUUUAAUAACGCCGUCAGGAUCUGGGAUCCGGCCACUGGCCAGUGCGUAUCAACCCUCGAGGGGCAUAGUGAUUGGGUCAACUUUAUUGCCUGGUCGCAAGAUGGAAGCCGACUCGCAUCAGCGUCCUCUGAUAACACCGUCCGGAUCUGGGAUCCGGUCACUGGUCAGUGCGUAUCAACCCUCGAGGGACAUAGCCAUUGGGUCAACUCGAUUGCCUGGUCGCAAGAUGGAAGCCGACUCGCGUCAGCAUCGGGUGAUAACACCGUCAGGAUCUGGGAUCCGGCCACCGCGCAGUGCGCGUCAUCCCUCGUGGGGCAUAGCCGUGGGGUCAAGUCGAUUGCCUGGUCGCAAGAUGGAAUCCGACUCGCAUCAGGGUCCGUUGAUAACACCGUUAGGAUCUGGGAUCCGACUACCGGGCAGUACGCGUCAACCCUCGAGGGGCAUAGCAGUUGGGUCAACUUGAUUGCCUGGUCACAAGAUGGAAUCCGACUUGCAUCAGCGUCCUUUGAUAACACCGUCAGGAUCUGGGAUCCGGCCACCGGGCAGUGCGCGUCAACCCUCGAGGGGCAUAGCGAGUCGGUCAACUUUAUUGCCUGGUCGCAAGAUGGAAUCCGACUCGCAUCAGGGUCCGCUGAUAACACCGUUAGGAUCUGGGAUCCGGCCACCGGGCAGUGCGCGUCAACCCUCGAGGGGCAUAGCGAGUCGGUCAACUUUAUUGCCUGGUCGCAAGAUGGAAUCCGACUCGCAUCAGGGUCCGCUGAUAACACCGUUAGGAUCUGGGAUCCGGCCACCGGGCAGUGCGCGUCAACCCUCGAGGGGCAUAGCGAGUCGGUCAACUUUAUUGCCUGGUCGCAAGAUGGAAUCCGACUCGUAACAGGGUCAACGGAUAACACCGUUAGGAUCUGGGAUCCGGUCACCGGGCAGUGCGCGUCAACCCUCGAGGGGCAUAGCGAUCGGGUCAACUCGAUUGCCUGGUCGCAAGAUGAAAGCCGACUCGCAUCAGCGUCGGAUGAUAAGACCGUCAGGAUCUGGGAUCCGGCUACCGGGCAGUGCGCGUCAACCCUCGAGGGGCAUAGCCAUCGGGUCAACUCGAUUGCCUGGUCGCAAGAUGGAAUCCGACUCGCGUCAGCGUCGGAUGAUAACACCGUCAGGAUCUGGGAUCCGGCCACCGGCCAGUGCGAAACAACACUGCAUAUCAGCUCCUCCGCCUUCCUUCAAUUUGAUAAAGUCAAUUUCAAUCAUCUACACUCGUCAAUUGGUACAUUUGAUAUAGGAUUCACUGGUAUUGUCACGUCCACUCCUCGCUGUUCGACCUUCCCGCAACACGGGUAUGGUUUGAAUGAAGACCGUUCCUGGAUAACCUAUAAUGGCGUCAACCUCCUUUGGUUGCCUUCCGAUUACCGACCAACUCAUUCCUCUCUUUUUACUAUGUCUGCAACAAAUUUGGCGAUCGGUUGUUCGUCUGGUGUUGUCAUAUUUCUCGCGCUUACGCAACAGAGUCCCAUCCCUCGCCUUUGA